Messenger RNA from Bubalus bubalis (water buffalo), 4206 nucleotides. It is a transcript of the gene RTN3, whose product is annotated as reticulon 3. The record is from RefSeq and is a predicted model, not a curated record. Gene Ontology annotation, cellular component: neuron projection; postsynaptic density. The coding region runs from base 223 to 3306 and encodes 1027 amino acids. Gene Ontology annotation, biological process: neuron differentiation; brain development; endoplasmic reticulum tubular network formation. NCBI's taxonomy places the organism in Eukaryota, Metazoa, Chordata, Mammalia, Artiodactyla, Bovidae. The transcript is spliced from 9 exons.
CGACCGUCUCCACCCCCGCCCGAGGGCCCUUGUGCGCCUGCGCGGUCGCUCUCCCGCCCUCUCGCGGCGCUGGACUGAGUCAGUCAGUCCGUCGGAGUCUGUCCUCGGAGUAGGAGAGGCGAGGCGACUUUGGAGAGCCAGCUGCCGGAUUAUUUUCUCUCCCCUCCCUGUCUCCCGUCCCACAUCUCUCUUCACCCCUCUCCCGCCUUUGCUCGUGCAGCUAUGGCGGAGCCGUCGGCAGCCACUCAGUCCCCGUCCGUCUCUUCGUCGUCCUCCGGGGCCGAGUCAUCUGCGCCCGGUGGUGGCAGCGGGAGCCCGGGAGCCUGCCCCGCCCUGGGGACGAAGAGCUGCGGCUCCUCCUGUGCGGAUUCCUUUGUUUCUUCCUCUUCCUCUCAGCCUGUAUCUCUAUUUUCGACCUCACAAGAGGGAUUGAGCUCUCUUUGCUCUGAUGAGCCACCUUCAGAAAUUAUGACUUCCUCCUCUUGUUCAUCUUCUGAAAUACGUAACACUGACCUUACAAUACUACAUGGAGUAAAAAGCAAAAUGUUAGGCAGCCAGAUUCUUUUAGCCCAAGAAGAAAAAGACUGCUUGUCUCUUCUAGAUGGGAAAAAGAUGGAAAAGCCUCCGGGGGCCAGUAAAGACAUGGAAGACUCCCCAGUUUCUGCUGCAGAAGGAGUUCACUGUGACCGUCCUUCCAUUCCACUCAGCUUCCUGGGUCAUCCUGCUUUUCUCUCAAAGGAAGUUGGUCAAAUGGAACAACAGAUAAAUAAAGAUCAAGAGUCCCGGAGCCCAAAUGAGGAACCAAAUAGGGAUAAUAUAACUGCCUUGGAUGCAGAUGACAAGUUCACUGCGCUGACAGCCCAGAAGCCAGCCACCCAGCAGCCUAAAACAGAAGGCGUUUGUCCAUAUUCCUUGUCUCCUUCUGAAGCUUCAGGAGGUGGUGUUAUGGAAAAGGAUUCCCCUGAAUCACCAUUUGAAGUAAUUAUUGACAAAGCAGCAUUUGACAAAGAAUUUAAAGACUUAUAUAAGGAAAGCAUAAAUGAUUUUGGUAGCUGGGCAGUGCAUACUAGUAGAGAAUCACCUACAGACAUUUCAGAGUCUAAUGACAAAGUAUUUCCACUGAGAAAGAAAGAAGCAGGGCGUUACCCAGCCUCUGCAUUGCUCACCAGGCAGUUUUCACACACAACUGCAGCAUUGGAAGAGGUAUCUAGAUGUGUGAAUGAUAUGCAUAACUUUACUAAUGAAGUACUGACUUGGGAUUUGGUUCCCCAAGUGAAACAGCAGAAUGAUAAAGCUGAGUACAAUACAAAAACUACAGGACUUGGCACAAGUGAAUAUAAUUCAGAAAUUCCUGUUGUAAAUCUUAAAACGAACACUCAGAAAAUUCCUGUAUGUUCUAUUAAUGGAAGCACUACUAACACUAAAUCACCAGGUGACUGGGUGGAAACAUCUCUCCCACAGGAAAAUGCCGUGCCAGAUCAUUUUGAUUCCACACAGGAAGUCACUAUCAAAGGUGUGCAAGACAGUGUGCAGAAAAGAGACGACACACUUUCAGAGUUACCUGGAUCUCCACUGGAGAAAUGUGUCUCUCUUGGCUCUGGAGUGGCCACAGAUAAAGUAGUUUUACCCGACGGCCACCUGAAAGGUGGAAUGAGCUGGCAGACCUCUGUGUUGGGAGAAGUGACAGAAGCUGAUAGUUCUGGUGAAUCUGAUGACACAGUAAUAGAGGACCUCACAGCAGAUAAUUCAUUUGAGAGAAACAAAAUUCAGGCUGAAAAACCUGUUUCCAUCCCAAGUCCUGUUGUAAAAACAGAUGGAGAAGUCAAAGAGAUCCUCAGUUGUAACAAGAAAGACAGAACAUCUGAAAAUGUUGAAGGGUCGGUCAGUGACUCUGAGCCACAAGAAGUUCGGCCUGAUCCUCUUGAAAGGAGCCCAGGUGAAGCAGUGUGUUCACUAGUAUCUAAUAAGAAUGGCACGUCAGAAGUGAAGCAGUCAGGUAGUAAGCAUGAAGCUGUUCCUGAAAAGCCUGUUGCAGCUGAGAACCCAAAACUCCCUUCAGAAGCAGCUCCUACAGAACUGGCACAAAGUGUGACAAGCUCUGCCUAUCUGGAGUCAUUGCAUGAAAAAAAUGUGAAAGAUCUAGAUGAUUCUUCCCCAGAGGACCUGAUGGCGGCCUUUACAGAAACCAGAGAGAAAGGAAUAGUAGGUAAAGGUGAAGUCAAUACCUUCGAAGCAACAUCAGAGGAGACUAAGGACUUUAAAACAACUCUUCCUCUAGAUGCUUUGCAUGAGAGUAAGUCAGGUGGUUCUGAAAUUAAAAACAUAAAAAGCAAAUACAGUGAACAAAGCAAAGAAACAAAUGGGAGUGAGCUGGAAGUUUUCCCUACCCAAGGUACUCCAAUAGCAUCUCUCGACUUAGAACAAGAACAGCUCACAAUCAAAGCACUUAAAGAACUGAGUGAAAGGAAGGUUGAGAAGUCAGCUUCUGUACAGGAUAAAGGAGAAUCUCCUGAAGAAAUACUCAAACAGACUUUAACAAAUGUUAAAGAAUCUUCUUGGCCACAGAGAUCAUAUGAUGUCCUAGAACACAAAGAUGUCAAGACUGGAUCUGAUCUUGAGAUUUCCAGGAAGCCCACUAUUAUCAAAGAAACCAGUAGGGUAGAGGUUAUUUCCAGCCUAAGCAAGACUGAGCCAGUAAACAAGCCUGUCCUAACAAGACUUCUGACAGAUGCAUCAGUGCACGACUUGAUUUUCUGGCGAGAUGUGAAGAAGACUGGCUUUGUCUUUGGCACCACACUGAUCAUGCUGCUGUCCCUGGCAGCUUUCAGUGUCAUCAGUGUGGUUUCUUACCUCAUCCUGGCUCUUCUGUCUGUCACCAUCAGCUUCAGGGUCUACAAGUCUGUCAUCCAAGCUGUACAGAAAUCAGAAGAAGGCCAUCCAUUCAAAGCCUACCUGGAUGUCGACAUCACUCUGUCCUCAGAAGCUUUCCAUAAUUACGUGAACGCUGCCAUGGUGCACAUCAACAGGGCCCUGAAACUCAUCAUUCGUCUCUUUCUGGUGGAGGAUCUAGUUGACUCCUUAAAGCUUGCUGUCUUCAUGUGGCUGAUGACCUAUGUUGGUGCCGUUUUCAAUGGGAUCACCCUUCUGAUUCUUGCUGAACUACUCGUUUUCAGCAUUCCAAUUGUCUAUGAGAAGUACAAGACCCAGAUUGAUCACUAUGUUGGCAUCGCCCGCGAUCAGACCAAGUCAAUUGUUGAAAAGAUCCAAGCAAAACUCCCUGGAAUCGCAAAAAAAAAGGCAGAAUAAGUACAUGGAAACCAGAAACACAACAGUUACUAAAACACCAUUUAAUAGUUAUAACGUUGUUACUUGUACUAUGAAGGAACAUGCUCGGUGUCAGCUUGAGCCUGCAUUCCAAGCUUUUUUUUAUUUGGUGUUUUCUCCCCUCCUUUCCCUCUACCCUCAGUAUCAAGCACAAGAAUUGUUGGACUUAAACAAGAACUGAUAUCUUAGAAAACCCAAAAGAAUAAAGAAAGAGUCAAAUUAAUAGGAUAAGUCAGUACCUUAAUGAUGGUGGAGCUUUUACCUGUAACUUGAAAGGAGGGGGAAAAUUGGAGGUAAAGGAGAAAAUGAAAAAUUAAAACACAUCUCUUGGGUUCUUGUAUCCAAAUUUCAAGGACUAGUCAGUCUUCUAUAGCUUCCCAUCAUAGUUUUGCCCUUAUUUUUAAGUUAAGAAAUAAUGAUUAACUUAUGAAGAAAUUAUCUGGGGACAAGAAUGGGAUCCUUCCCUUGUUUUUGUUGUUGUUUUGCAGUCCUCUGAUCCCAUCUUUCUGCCCCACGACGUGAGCAGCUACUCCUAAUUUUCUUCUUCUUCAUUUAAUGAUAUAGCUUUCAACUCUGUGAAUAACUUAUAGUUGAUAGUGAUGAUUCCUGAUUCCCAGAGUACCAUCUGAUAACCAAGAAUGGAGCUGGAAGGUCGGACGGAGGAGCGCACAGGAGCGCUGCUGUGACUCCCGAGCGUCCUCAGGAAGGAAAGGCUCCGCAUGGGGGACGGUGGUGUCUGUGUCGUUUGUUCUGGACACCAGUUCUGAGCUGUAGUUGGAGAGCUUAUUCCUGAAUGUGCUUUCCUCCCUCUUUCCUCCCCUCAAGUUCAAUAAAUAUGGUUGUACUUUUCUUAUUAUAAAGUAAAUGUCUGUAACUGCUGUA